UCACAGAGAUAUUGUCAGUUUUCAAGCACACUCACUGAAUAAUUCACAAUUAUUGUAGAAGUGGUAGAAGUGCUUGAUCAAAUCAAAAUGGAUUUCUGUGUAGUGAUAUUCACGAUGGGAAUAAUAUCAGCAAAUAUUGUUAUUGUCCGGACCGGAGUGUGGGAGCAAUUAUUCUCCCCUUUUAACGUCCCUUCUUACCUAGAAGAGAAUGGCAACCAAUCUGAGACUUCCAAUAAGCUUAGUUCUAUUAACAUCAAAAACAAUGCAGAAUUUACAGUUAAGCGCAAAUUAGAUAAUGUUACAUUUUUUAGUGUUUUAACCGACGAAUGGGAAGACGUGGAAAAGAUAUACUUUCCCACUGUUUCUACUCUUGUCACAGGUUUACAAAACAAUAAAACUUCUAAAGCAAUCCAAGUGAAAGGAAAAUAUAACACAAAAUAUAAGACUGAACCUCAAGAUAAGAUAGUUUUAAAAUAUAAACCUACAUCUACAGAAGCACAAGUGAUUAAAAACCAUAAUGGAAAUACCACAGAUAAUAUUACUGAGCCUCGAGACGACGGUAUGGAAAUUAAAUCUUAUCGCAAUAAAAUUGUGAAUAUAAUGGCAUUUGAUGAAGAAAAUUGGAUCAAGAUGGACAAUUCUGUAGCUGAUGCUAUAGCGAAAAGAGUGCGUGUGCUGUGUUGGAUUAUGACACACCCUCCCAACCACAUGACAAAAGCAAUACAUAUCAAGGAAACGUGGGGAAAGAGAUGUGAUAUAUUGCUGUUCAUAAGUACUGAAGAAGACCCGCGAUUACCAACAUUGAAACUAAACGUGACAGAAGGUAGAAUGUAUUUAUGGGGGAAAGUCAAAGCGGCAUUUCAGCAUAUAUACGAGAACUAUAUAGACGAAGCAGAAUGGUUUUUGAAGGCUGAUGACGACACAUACGUCAUUGUAGAAAACUUGAAGCACUUCUUAUAUGAUUAUAACACCAACGACCCGAUUUAUUUCGGUUGCAAAUAUAAGACCAAUUACACAAAAGAUGGGUACGCAAGUGGCGGUGCGGGGUAUGUCUUAAGUAAAGAGGCUGUGUCUCGCUUCGUCAACUAUGGUUUGAAAAAUGAUUUAUGUGUGAAGUCGAUGGGAUCAGAGGACGUCGAUAUGUCUCGAUGCUUGAGUAAAGUGGAAGUAAAGAUUUUAGAUUCGAGAGACGCGUAUCAACGGGCUAGAUUCCUUCCGUUCAGACCAAAUUUUCAUAUUCAAGUCCAAAUGUUCCAUUUUUGGUAUUGGGACAGAAUAUAUUAUCCGCCAAACACGGGCCGCGAUUGCUGUUCGGAAUACACCAUUUCCUUCCAUUACAUAGACAACAAUAUGAUGUAUAUGUUGGAGUACUUUGUGUAUCACCUAAGACCAUACGGCAUCACCUACCUAUUUAAUGAAAACAUAUAGGUACUUAGAUUGAAAUAAACAAUAAGUUUGAACGUCAAAUUGUUGCGUUCGUAUUCGAUAUUGGAUAUGCCUACUUGUUUUAUUAAUAUUAUGUAGUGAUAGUGAUUUUGUACUUAAAUUUCAAAAUUUCCCCCAAAUGUAAACGAGACGAACAUUUUUUAUAAUAUCUAGACAUAAUUAUGGCCAGGGAAACUUGAACAUUUCAUUAUAUAGUAUUUCACUUAAUAAAAAUAUAUUUUUUGGUAA
Molecule: messenger RNA, 1674 nt
Organism: Plodia interpunctella (Indianmeal moth)
Lineage: Eukaryota; Metazoa; Arthropoda; Insecta; Lepidoptera; Pyralidae
Product: glycoprotein-N-acetylgalactosamine 3-beta-galactosyltransferase 1-like
Exons: 7
Coding region: 88-1428 (446 amino acids)
Cellular component (GO): membrane
Molecular function (GO): N-acetylgalactosaminide beta-1,3-galactosyltransferase activity
Source: RefSeq, a predicted model, not a curated record